Molecule: messenger RNA, 1013 nt
Organism: Leguminivora glycinivorella
Lineage: Eukaryota; Metazoa; Arthropoda; Insecta; Lepidoptera; Tortricidae
Product: 27 kDa hemolymph protein-like
Exons: 7
Coding region: 96-995 (299 amino acids)
Source: RefSeq, a predicted model, not a curated record
GUACGUAUAUAAGGUGCCCCUGGGAUCAAAUACUUCAGUAUUGCUGCCACUGCGCGAGCGCAUUUGAUACAUACUCGAAUAUUACAGACUCUAAAAUGUUGUGGAGACUUAUCUGCGUCGCUACGCUAGCUGUAGGUGUAUUUGGUCGCACCACGUUCACUGACUACGACCCCUAUGAAGAGUACAGUACACUACUCGCCACAGAAUAUUGUAAGGCCAGUCAUGCUGAGCAGCAUAUUCCAGAAGUUAAGUCGACCAUAACAAAGUUCGGGCUCUGCUUGAUCGGCCUGGUUGAUACUGAGACAGUUGGCGCAGAGUUCGAGGCGGCCAAGACGAGUGGAUCUUAUGACACCAUCAUCAAGAAGUACUGUGCUAAAGCGCCGCAGCUGAAGGAAUGUACUCACGCCCUGGUGGAGGGCAUGACGCCGUGCUUGCCGGCCGAGACUCCCGCCACGGCGAUGAGGAGCUCCAUCGCCAUGAUUGACUUCAUUUGCGAGAACGAUGGCGCGAGGGUUACCACGUUCGUUAAAGAAGGAGGUGCUCAGUGUGUUAAAGAGAAACAACUCGGCAUGGCAUUCUGCCAGGAAGCCAUGAAGACCAACGUCACUAAACUUACGGAAAUAUAUGGAGGUGGAGUCGCUGGCUCUCUGGCGAUCUCUGACAAGGAAAAGUGUACAGUCACGGACCAGGGUCUGACAUGCCUGGUGGACGUGUUGAAGGGCUGCUCAAACCCCGUUCCCGGACGACUGGGUCAGGAGUUCCAUGAUGUCUACUUAGAGAGCAUGUCUUGCUCCAAGAUAGCCCAAGAACAUGAAGUAGUGAAAGUAGAUACAGUUCAGACAGCUUCGGCCCCAGUUUUGAGUGACACCCUGGAACAACUGCAGAAAAAGAAGCUGGAACUAGAAGUACGGAUCGCUGAACUAGAGAUGUGGAACAUGGAGAACAAACUGAACGUGCAGCAUACUGUACUCACUUCGGACAUAAAAAAGAAUUAAACCCUUAAGUAGUUUAAA